Molecule: messenger RNA, 1032 nt
Organism: Serpula lacrymans var. lacrymans S7.9
Lineage: Eukaryota; Fungi; Basidiomycota; Agaricomycetes; Boletales; Serpulaceae
Exons: 5
Coding region: 73-942 (289 amino acids)
Molecular function (GO): intramolecular lyase activity
Source: RefSeq, a predicted model, not a curated record
CAAGGUUAACACCAAUUUCUACGUUUCCGGUAUCACACCUAGCCCUUGAGUCCAGUAAAUUCACCUAACAGUAUGAUACAGCUUCGACCGCUGUCUCUCAGAAUUCCGGCCUCUUGGAAUUGCUCAAGCUUCCGUUCAAGGCCUUUUCAAACGUUCUUUCGAGCAAGUCGCACCAUCCACGUCAAUAAUGCAGCUGUUCGCUCAGGGACUGUUAAAGCCUCGCUGAAACCUUUCGUUUGGGGCGCAAUCACCACCUUGUCGAUAGCCAUUCUCCUUCAAAAUACUGUUCAUCUCGAUGCCGUUACUCCCCCAGAACCUAAAGAUGUUGAAAUUGAUCCUGCUACAUCAAUCUCGUUCCCGAAGACUCUGCAGAUACCAUCCAAAUAUCCCCUCCCAAAAUUCUCGCUCGUUGGAGUUGGCGUGCGGACUGUAUCGUUUCUAAGGAUGAAUGUCUAUUCCGUAGGAUUCUACGCAGACUUGGCUAAUCCGGAUUUAAACAUUCCACGCAAUGCAACACCAGAGGAAAAGAUCGACUACAUAGUACGCAAUACUGCAUGUGUCCUCCGUAUCAUCCCUACAAGGUCAACUUCUUUCAGCCAUAUGCGCGACGGUUUCGUGCGUGCUCUUAUGGGUCGCAUGCAGCUAUGUGUGAAGCGGGGUAGUGUUACUGCAGAAGAGGAGGCUGGAGCACAGUCACCUAUUCGGAAACUCAAAUCUAUCUUCCCCUCUACAUCGCUGAAAAAACACACACCGCUUGAUGUCCUACUGACUCCCCCAACCGGAGAUCCUUCACGUCCGAGGGCACUCAUCUUCCGUGAUCUAGGUACUAUAGAGAACGACUGGGUUGCGAAUGAAUUUUUCCUUGCAUACUUCGAGGGAAGCGGAAUCAGCCCCCCACUUAAGCAAGCUACAGUCGAACGUUUGGAAUCAUACGGGAAGUAGUUCCAAUUCAUCUAUUCACUCCAAGCUUCCUGAAAAAGUGGGAUAAUAUUUGUUAGAUGAGUAUACACUGGCACAAUAACAAUAGUUUAU